Ambispora gerdemannii is the source of this 4575-nucleotide messenger RNA. The record is from the annotation of a GenBank genome assembly. NCBI's taxonomy places the organism in Eukaryota, Fungi, Glomeromycota, Glomeromycetes, Archaeosporales, Ambisporaceae.
AUGGAAACCAGCGAACUUAGCAACUACAUAAACAUAGGAGAAAUGGGAGAAGGUGAUGAAGUAGAACUUCAAGAGCAUCAACACCAACAACAAGAAGGAACAGAAGAAACGCAAGCGUUACCGAUGUCUUAUAUAAACCAAAAUAUGGCAAUAGAUAAUGAUGGAAGCUCUAUUCAAGUGAACGAUGGCGAUGGAAAUGUUGUCGAUGAAAGCAAUUAUGUAGGAUUGAAUUUUUUCGGUGAUGCUUUUUCUGACGCUAGUACUUUGGCGACGAGUUUUCAUCAUAAUAUGGGGCAAGUUGAAGAUGAUUGGGCAAAUUCGGCUUUUGAUUCUUCAGGAGGUCAGGUUUCAAAGGAACCGACAAAGUCCGUUUUGAUUAAUCCGGAAAUAGCAAACUCACAGUUUCUUAUAGAUCCUCUCUUGACCGCUGAAAAUGGUGUUGCUCCCUUACAAUCACAGUUAUCGAUAUCAGGAUCCAAUAGUAACAAUACAAUGGUUAAUUCUGCACAACAGCAGCUGAUGCAGCGCAAUAGCGAUGGUAUUAAUGAUAACACGAGUAAUAGUUCACCACAACCACAAGAUUCCCACCAGCAGCAGCAACAACAGCUGCAACUAAAUAGUAAAUCAGGGCAUCAAUACGGGACACGAUUUGCAAAUAAACGCACCACAUUCUUUUCUCCGCAUACGCAACAACCAUUAUACCAACAUCAACUCAAUGACGAAGUGUCAAGUCAAUUGAAAAUAGAUGCAACGAGUCCAAAGCGAAAGACUGCACAGAAAAAAGAUGAGAAAGUUUAUUGUAUUUGUCGGAAACCUGACGAUCAUCGUGUAAUGAUUCAAUGUGAUUCAUGUAAAGAAUGGUUCCACAUUGCCUGCGUGAAUCUCUCGAAAGCUGAAGCCGAAGUGAUCGAAAAAUACUUUUGUCCGACCUGCGAUGAGAUUCGAAAUGGCGGUGGUGUAGGUAUUGGUGGUCGUCAAUCGAAAAAUUUAGAACUCCAAAUUUCACCAUACGAAAAUUCUGAUACAGCUGCCGACGAUGCUCAGAUGCCAUUAGUGGUAGUAGGGAAAAAAGCAAAAAGUAUCGACCCGAAAGCAUUGAUUAUGUACGACGAGAAGGAGAAGGUGAUGACUAAAUCAAAGAAAGCAAUGAAACAGUGUUUGUUCCCAGACUGCCAUAACACUGCACGAGAAAUAGACGGAUACUGUAGCGAUGAAUGUGCCGUUAAAGAUGCCGAUAAUGUGCUUUUACGAUUAGCUACUAGUGGUAAUAUUAAAAAUAACAAUCAUUAUAAUCGUAAUCUUGAUGCUAUUAUUCCUAACCUUCAUUCUAAAAGUGCUACAUCUGCGUCGUUGUCUUCAACAAUGACCGCGACAACAACAUCGUCAUCCGCUCCAACAGCAAGUCCUAGUAAUUCAAGUAUAGAAAAGACGCGAUUGGUCUUGAAAUCACCUACACCAAUUAGACCUUCAUCCGCAAGACCAUCAAUAUCAUUAAAAAUAUCAGGCCAAGAUACUACUGGUGGUGGUGCCACCUAUUCCGCUCAUAGUACUCCUACUACUUCACCUACCACUCCCGUAACAAAGAGACUUUCAUGGAAUAGUCCUACAAAAUCAGCCAAAAUUCCACGAACCUCCUCAAAUACCAAUGAUCGUAUUCGACAGACAUCGGUCAAAAACUUUUCCGAAAUAUUUACGCAAAUAUUCAAUGAUCUUUAUGAGAAAGGUGAACUGCCGCGUGAAGAGAAAAACGAUGAUGAUAUUAGAAAGGAACAAGAACCACCAGAAGUUCAAGCCGAAAAACUAGCAACGCGAAUUGAAAAAGCAAUGUUUGAUCAAUUUGCCACAAAGGUCAAAGGAGUCCCUGCACAUUGUGAACAACCAUAUAAAUCAAAACUCCGUAGUCUUUUGACGAAUCUCAAAGACAAGAAAAAUGAUUUAUUACGAAUGCGUAUAAUUAACGGUGAAAUACCACCAGAGAAAUUGGUGUUGAUGUCAUCAGAAGAUUUGGCAAAUCCGGAAUUGAAGUCAUUGGCAGAACAAGUUCGUCGCGAAAGUAUUCACAAAUCGGUAUUGUUGGCAUCGGCUGACGAACCAAGAAUCAAGAAAACUCAUAAAGGGGAUAUUAUGAUUAUCAGCAGAUCUUCAUCCCCAAGUAUUGAGCAACGUAACGAGGAAGAUAACGUAGGGGGGACAUCAACAAGAGGUAAAGGUCAUGAUGUCACCAGAAGUAUAAUUUCUCCAACUACAGCAUCUUCUCUUUCGGGAUCUUCAAGUGCGAUUACCACCUCGUCUACUUCUAUUAGUGCUAUUUCCUCUGCUUCUGCUUCAAAACCAGAUUCAAGUUUGGAUGAUUUACUUGCCAGAAUUAGUAACAAUACUCGAAGAACAAGUGCCGAAUUAUUGUCACAUCAGAAUGAAAAACAACCAGAUGAUAGUAAAAACUCCGCUGACUCUUCAUCAGUGAAUGUUGUAAUGGAUUUUGAUACUUUUAACGCACAAUCGGCGGCAAAUAAGAAAAGCAGUUACGAUGCCUGGGACCCUUCAUCAAAUGACGAUGUUCUAAUGGGCAAUAAUACUAAUAAUGAGGAUGACGGAGAUAAUGAUGAGACGAUGGUCGAUAAUUUUGCAUUAACGAAUAGUCCAACUGCAUUAUCACCAAUUUCAAGAAAUGGAGUAUCGACACCCAUGGAUUUGUCAUCACCAAUUCCAUCAGAUACACCCCCGUAUGUACCAUCACCCACCUUAUUGCCAGCAUCAUUAUCAAAGCCCACGAUCGUAAAUUCCGCCCCCACUACAACAUCCAUUUCUACCAAUGUUGUCCAGGAAAAGAAGCUAUCCAAGAACCCGGUGUGGAAUGGAAAAAUUAUAUAUCAAGGAGUUGCUAAAUUUUCCGCAAAAGCAAUUCAAAUAGCCGCACGGACAUUAGAACCACGAUUCUGGGAAGAUCUUCUUGCGCCACAGAUUACUAUUGAAGGACGUAUUCGGAUUGAGGAAGCUAGUAAAUAUUUGUCGCAACAAGGAUGCUCGAAUACUAAAGAUGUCGCCAUAAUUCAAAUUUCAUCAUCAGAUGAAGAUGCUAAUAACGAGAAACUACAGUUAGAACGGAAACAAGAGAACAAGGAACAAUUUGAUAUUCUCUUUGAAUAUUUUCACUCGCGAAAACGUUAUGGAGUCGUAGGACAACGAUAUGCUGCCGUUAAAGACAUGUAUCUUGUACCGUUGACACCUGCAGACGAAAUCCCGGAAUUCGUUCAAAUUCUAGACUACGAUGAAGUACCGGAAAAAAGAGACACAAAUAUUUUGUUGGGUGUAAUUGUAAUCAUUAAAAGUCCCUCUUCUAAACGUAAACAUCCAAAUGCUAAUAGUAGUAGUAUUAACAAUACUGCCGCUAUUACUGUUAAUACUUCUACGUCACAUCCUUCUGCUAAAAAUUUAUCAUCAUCUACUGCUUCUAUUACCACUGUUAAUAACAACAAUAAUAUACCUAUUGGAACAAAUACUUCGAAUACUGCUGCUGCUGCUUCACCAUCAUCUAGUAAUUUCUUGCAACCUUCAGCAGCAGCCGGAAUACCAAAAGAUCUAUUACAAUCAUUAUUUGCUCAUGCAGGCAUUCCUGCAAAUAACAUGGGAAAUUCCGGUGUUCCGCCUUCUCCACACACUGCCGCACAUCUUCACCAGCAUAUACCUCAGCAUCCUCAGCAUCAAUACUAUCAAUUACCACCUUCUGCUAUUCCACCCCAAUCUAUUUCUCAAUCUACUCCACCACAAUCAUCACAACAGCAACAGCCAACACAACCAAUAAUGUCUACUUUACCACAGAAUUAUCCUUCAAAUUAUCAAAAUAUAACUCCUCCAUCACAAACUGGUCCUCCGCCAUCCACAACACCGUCUUCGGCAACAUCUUCAACACCAGCAACGGCAUCAAGUUUAUAUCCUUCUGGUCAAGGAACACCGCCACCUCCAUUUCAUAAUCCAUAUAAUUAUUAUCCUCCUGUUCACCCAUCGCAGCCACCUAAUUCUAACGCGCCACCACAACAUCAUGGGUAUAUACCUCCUUUAAACAAUACACCCGGAGAAUUACAGCCCCCUCCAUCACAAGUACCAGGAUACCCCACACAACAGCCGCCUCCAUAUCCAAUGCAACCACCUGCUCAACAUGAAAUUAGACCUCAAUGGGAUCAACCUCAGUCCUUAAUACCGCCGCAACAGCAACAGCAACAACAUUGGGAGCAUCAACCCCCAAUAUCCGAUAAUACUGGUAUAAUUAGUGGUAAUAGACAACCACUACCACCACAGCAAUGGGAAAUGGACAAAAGUCGUCCUUCACCACAAUGGGGUGAAAAUCGACGUGGUCAUUCAAAUAAAUCUCCACCUCAAAAUGAUCAUCAUCAUCGAUCAUACAAACCUUAUAAUAAAUCAUCUCCAAAUCGACCUGGAUGGAAAGGAAAUAAUAAUCGACCUAAUAAUAAUGGCCAAGAAUGGGAUGGAACUAAUAAUAAUGAAGAACAACUUCAAAACACUAAUAAUCCAAGUGAACAAAGGCUAAAUCGAGGAGGUAGAAGACGAUGGGAUUAA